Messenger RNA from Hipposideros armiger (great roundleaf bat), 6178 nucleotides. RefSeq names its product G protein subunit alpha transducin 2 (gene GNAT2). The record is from RefSeq and is a predicted model, not a curated record. Gene Ontology annotation, biological process: detection of chemical stimulus involved in sensory perception of bitter taste; adenylate cyclase-modulating G protein-coupled receptor signaling pathway. Gene Ontology annotation, cellular component: heterotrimeric G-protein complex; cytoplasm; photoreceptor outer segment. NCBI's taxonomy places the organism in Eukaryota, Metazoa, Chordata, Mammalia, Chiroptera, Hipposideridae. Gene Ontology annotation, molecular function: G-protein beta/gamma-subunit complex binding; GTP binding; GTPase activity. The transcript has 8 exons. The coding region runs from base 1716 to 2624 and encodes 302 amino acids.
AGAACUGGCCAAGAGGUCCAAGGAGCUAGAAAAGAAGUUGCAGGAGGAUGCUGACAAGGAAGCCAAGACGGUCAAGCUGCUACUGCUGGGUGAGUGAGAUGGGAAGAUAAGCCAGAGAAAGAGAAGGCCCUUUCCUUCCCACUUAGCCUGGGUGGAGGUGGGUUUCAGCCCACCCUACAGGGAGGAGGGAGGGCAGCUCACUUUGCUCUCCCCAUUGAGCUCAAGCUCAGGGGUCAGGAGCUCCAGGGUGGAGCGCAGCCGCCCUAGGGAGAUGCAGGAUGCUCGUCCUUAAACUAGGAUCAGCGCAGGGGCCAGGACCAACCCUCCUGUCUCCAAAUCGAACCACACCUAACAGCUUGGCAAAUACCAUGAAUCCUAGGCUUGCAGACACUGAUCCAAUCUGCUGUCAGAGAACUGAGUCAAGGAUUCAGAAAAGGACAGAGCAUUCAAGAGUCCUACCCUAUCAUCAGAGUCAGGGAGUCUUAGGGAUAGACCAGAUUGCCAAGUAUACUGGUUCCUUCUCAUUGCUUUCAGCAAAAAUUUUAGAAGUAGGGAAGCCCUGAGGGGCGGGGAACGGAGUUUUCGGCUACAGCAGUCCUUUCCAUUCAGUAGCUGUAUCUAAAGCCUGCGACAGGUGGGAGGUCAUCCACUGGAUGAGCUCCUAAGCAAUCACAGAUCUGGGCUGAAAAAAGAAAAGCACCUCAGUGGUUGGUCAGAGAAAUUGAUCAUGGCUGUACAUAAAACCAAGACUAUAUAGUUUGGAACACCCGGCUUAGAAAAAAAAUCCAAACCCCAGUGGCAAUACAGAGGGAGGCAGCUGGAGCAGGUGGGGUCUAUGCAGCAGCAGACUGGCUGGAUAGGCGGCAUUUCCAGCCCAUAAGCUGCCUGGGAGCUGGAGCCCCAGGCUAAGGCACCUCCCCUCCCCACCCCGCACUGAUCUAUGGCAUGACCCUAAGGACACACUGAAUUGCAUACCUCUGUAAGCUGGACCCAGACUUCAAGUUGCCCAGGAGGCUACAGGAGGAGGAAGAGAGAUAGCAAGGCCACUGAGAGAUCUUUUAAGCCUAAGCAGCUUUCUUCUACAUUCUGGACUAAGAGGCUUAGAGGGAACAUGCCAAGGCUAAGUAGGAAGGGGUUAAGGCAUCAGGGGUAGUACAGACUCGGGGAGAGGGCUGAAGGGUUAGGUGGGCUUUGGAUGGAAGGAGAGCAGAGUGUGAAUGAGGAUAUUAGAGCAUUUUUGUCAAAAGUAACAGCAUGGUGAUUGAAAAAAACCCCACAGUAUUUUAGUGAAGUGAUGAAGCUCUCUCCAAUCCUGCCCUAAGAUUAUUCUCCUAAAAAUGAUGAGAGAAAUGUGUUAAAGGAAUUCUCCUGACUCUAUCAGUGAUUCUCAAAGAGAUUUUUGCCCCCACCUACCCCACCACCAUGGAGACAUUUUGAGUUGUCACAACUGGAAGAGUGGCAUGCUAUUGGCUUCUAGUGGGUAGAGGCCAGGAAUACUGCUACACACUCUACAAUGCAGAGGACAGACCUCCACGAAACAGUCAUCCAGCCCCAAAUGUCAACAGUGCAGAGUUUGAGAAACUGCUCUAAAUCCAGGCUGAAUGGCCUGAGCCUAAGGCUGGCAGAAAUUGAGGGCAGCAACCAUCCUGACGCGUUCUCCCCUAACGCAGCUCCCAGGUGCUGGGGAGUCAGGAAAGAGCACGAUCGUGAAACAGAUGAAGAUCAUUCAUCAGGAUGGCUAUUCGCCAGAAGAAUGCCUGGAGUACAAGUCCAUCAUCUAUGGGAACGUGCUGCAGUCCAUCCUGGCUAUCAUCCGGGCCAUGUCCACACUGGGCAUUGACUAUGCUGAGCCAAGCUGUGUGGAUGACGGGCGACAGCUCAACAACCUGGCUGACUCCAUUGAGGAGGGCACCAUGCCCCCUGAGCUGGUGGAGGUCAUCAGGAAGUUGUGGAAGGAUGGAGGGGUGCAAGCCUGCUUCGACAGAGCUGCCGAGUACCAGCUCAAUGACUCGGCACCUUACUACCUGAACCAAUUAGAGCGCAUUACUGCCCCUGACUACCUCCCUAAUGAGCAAGAUGUGCUACGGUCCAGAGUCAAAACCACAGGCAUCAUUGAGACCAAGUUUUGCGUCAAAGACUUGAAUUUCAGGAUGUUUGAUGUGGGAGGGCAGAGAUCAGAGAGAAAGAAGUGGAUCCACUGCUUUGAGGGGGUCACCUGCAUCAUUUUCUGUGCAGCCCUCAGUGCCUAUGACAUGGUGCUCGUGGAAGAUGACGAAGUGAAUCGUAUGCAUGAGUCGUUGCACCUGUUCAACAGCAUAUGUAACCACAAGUUCUUUGCCGCUACUUCCAUUGUUCUCUUUCUCAACAAGAAGGACCUCUUUGAGGAAAAAAUCAAGAAAGUCCAUCUGAGCAUUUGUUUUCCAGAGUAUGAUGGGAACAACUCUUAUGAGGAUGCAGGGAAUUAUAUCAAGAGUCAGUUCCUUGACCUCAACAUGCGAAAAGACGUCAAAGAAAUCUACAGUCACAUGACCUGUGCUACAGACACCCAAAAUGUCAAAUUUGUAUUUGAUGCAGUUACAGACAUUAUCAUCAAAGAAAACCUCAAGGACUGCGGGCUCUUCUAACCCUCAUCAUUUCUCAAGUAUACCAUCUAUAAACAGGCUUGGAAUCUGGGUAAUUUCAAGCAGAAAAUUACAGGUCAAUAUACCAUGGCAUGGCGAAUGCAUUCUCCCUUGGAAAUGGGAGUAUGCAUGAUUGCAACUGUGCCUCACACAUUCUUUUCAAAGCGGGCUAGCUAGUGCAGUUUAAAGAGCAGAAGGCCAGGGGUCAGAAGACCCAGGUUCCAGUAAUGGUUCUACAACUUACUCCAAAAUGUAAAUACUUCAUUUCUCGGAGUCUUGAGUCCCUCACCUAUAAAAUGAAGAUAACUUCUCUACCACGUUACAGGGUUGUGCUGAUGAUUACAAACAAAACUGAAGGAAAGACACGUAAAGGCUAGUCACAGAAAGAAUUCCUAUCUAAAAACUGCCAUUUAUGAAAUUCAACACCAGGUUUUUAGAUGAAUUAUCCCAAGCAAAACAGCAAAACAAAACAAAACAAGUAAAAACAAAACCUCAAUAAACCUACCACCCCUUUUUACUAACAGACCUCUAUGUGUCUUAGCUCAGAGAUCUGGAUCACAAAAUAGAUGUGAGUUUCUUAGUUUCUAAGGUCCAUAUCUAAAAACAAUCAGCUUUAUUAAUCAUAGGCUAUCCCUCAGCCUACAAACUGUCCAAAAGCCUAAGUUUCCUUUGUCUCUGUAAGUACCUGUUCCCUAAGCUGUACAAGACACUUUUGGAAUCAACUUGGAAGACAUCAACACACCCCCACUUACUAUACUGAGUUUAUUGCUGCCACUUCUCUAUCACAGAAUUUAGAGUAAGUGAGCAAUCCUACAAUUCUCUGCUUCAUGUUUCAGGAGAACAAAUAAGGUAGCUGAUCUUGCUUUGGGCAAUAAAAAUCUUUGCAGUUGGGUCCAUGUGAUGCCUGGCUAUAAACAUCUCUUCUAACAGACCAAUAAGAAAAUUAUUCCUUUGAACUCCUUUGAGGGGAAAUGAAGCUUGUGUUUAUCUUGACAGGAGGUGGUGAAGUCAAGUAUAGAUUUAGCAUUUACAACUACCAGUGAGGAAGGCUCUUGGCAUCAAGAUUUAGUAUAUAAAAGAGUCAAUUAAAAUGAAAAUAUGUUCCCUGCCAGAAACACACAGUCACACUUAGGCUGCUACUAGCAAUAUUGAUACUAGGAAGCCAUAUGAGCUUGAAAUACACUGAAGAAUAAAUCUGCAGCUGUUAAAAUUGGAUUCAUUUAAUAGUCUUUCUAAUUCCUUGAAAAGAAACCAACUUGGGAGAAUAACUGGAGAAAUAAGGGAAACUACUUUGCCCACUGCCGAUUAAAAAGCUUAAGCCAAAGAAAAAAACCUAGGCAAUACUCGCAUCCAAGAGCUAUUCAGGGACGAUUCUAAACGGCAUGUUCCAACCAUCACUAACCUGUUUGCUGUAACACAACAGACAGGGGUUCUGAGUCUUUAGUUUUUUGUAUCACGGAUCCCUCUGACAGUCUGGUGAAACCUAUGAGCCUUUUCUCAGAAUAUUUAAAAACAUAAAAUUCAGAGAUUACAAAGAAAACCAACAUACUGAAUACAGUUCUAUCUUUGCUGAUCUGAAGCUCCAGGUUAAAAAUCCUUGCUAUACCAUGACCUUGUCUAUAUAGGCUCCAAACGUCAUUUAUCCCAUUUGUUCUAUCUUCAAAUGGCAUAGCCCCACUUUCCCCCAAAUCAUACCAGAUUGUUUCUAAUUUUCCAUUAUGUUUAUUUUCAGAGUUGCCUGGCAUACCACACAUUCCAUUCACUUUUUAUAAAAAAUUUACUGAACUAGGUGGAAAUACUGUGCUGAACAAAACAAAAUGUUUCUAUCCCCUUCAAGAGGCCUUUUCUAACAUCCUCAGUUUGUCCUCUGUUGGACACAGUUGGUUCCUAUGGAUCUCCAUCACAGUACUUAUCACCAAUUGUUCAGUUCCUCAAUUAUUAAUCAUUAGGUACUCCGUAUUUUCAGUUAUCUAAUUGUUUAUUAACUUUUCCUUGAUCUUUGACUCUGGGCAGGAACUGGUUUUGGGCCAAACUAUGAAGGCCUAACCCAGGCUCCUUGGUUAUCGAUGUGCAUAUAGAACCCACCCUAUAGUACUGGCAUGAAAACAGAGCCAGUGGGGUAGGUCUUCUGAUAGAACAAUCUCUAGCAGACUAAAACAGGGGUGUAUUUUAGUUCUCCUCUUCCUCUCUGGGAGACAUCCCAACUUUUAACUGGUGUAUAAACUCGCACAUGCCGCCUCGUAUGAACACUUUAUAAAAGGUUUAAUUUUGGAGUCUGGAUGGGGAAGCAGCAGCGCAUAAAGCAACCGUGUUCUAUGGCUGCUCUGCUGAGGUUAGGAUCUGGUUAUUCAUCUUACAAUGUGUUCAAGCUCAAACUCUUCUGGCAAGUCUACAUGGGAUAAAACUUUGGGGCCCUGGUCAUCUAUUCACCUGUAACUUAGAACAGUCAAAAUAAUUUUCUGAAACGCUUGGCCAACACUGGGCUCUCCUCUGAGUAAAGGCAAGGGAACUUCACCUCAAAUGCUCUGGACAGGCUUCCACAAAAGGCAUUCAUCCUAACGCCAGCUGUUUGUCAGGCCCAGGGUGGUUCCCAAACCUUACACUGUUAGAGCUCGAGACAAAGUGCACUGGUUCUUCUCCGCAAUUGGCUUAUUUUUCUUUCAUGGACUUUUUGGUUAGUGCACAUGAAAACUUCUCUUUGCAUAAAAUGGCAGUUAGAAAGCUUAAAACCAAAACUAAGCAAUAUACGCACUCUGCUGUCUUUAUCUUCUUUUGCUUCAUUUCAAAUUUACACUAACUAUACUGUUGAAUUUUACGUACCUUUAUAAGUCAUCAGAAAUUUUUUGUAAUAAGGUAGAUCAGAAACAAAUAUUCAACCCUAUUUUUCAUGAACUGCAAUCUUAGUUCUUAGAAUGUUAAAGCUAGAAGAAAUUCAAAAACAUUCCAGACCAAUCACUAGCGAUUUAUAGAUAAAAAACAGAGCCCAGGGCGGUGGAGUGUCUUUAUCAAGAUCACACUGCUAGGAAGCAGCAGAACAAGAACUCCAAAACAGGUCUUCUGAAUCAAAAGCCAUUGGUCUUUCUAUAUGCACCAUGCUAUCGACAGCCCACCAUACACUACAUAUAAAGUCAAAGCCAAUUUUCUCAUUCUCCUAAGCUCUCCCCAUUCAUAACCAAGUUCUUAUUUUUUAAUUAUACCUUCUCUAAUUCAUAGAUAUUUAACAAAAUCAUCUCCAAACUAAAUACAAAUCAGUCUUGAAAUGUGAAAUUAGCAUAAAAUAACAAAAAUAGAAAUAGCUUUAAGAUUUAAUUUCCUGUUCAUAACCUUAGAGGGCAGAGACCACAGUGCCAGUCCCUUGCACCGCAAGAUUAGAUACUGAUGACAGUAAAACAAAUGUAAAUUAGGUUUCACUUCACAUGUAAAUCUGAUGACAUUUACUUUUUUUUUACAAAAGUACAAUAUGAUUGACACAAAACGACAUAUACUGUGUGAUUUCACUUAUAUGAGGUACCUAAAGUAGUCAACUUUAUAAGAGUGAUGGUUACCAGAGGCUGGGA